AUGGCAACGAAGCAUUUGUUCGACACCGCUCAGGGCCUCGUAGACCGCAAUCUUCGCGGCACCGUUGCGCAGAAUCCUGCUCUGCGAUAUUAUGCUCCUCACAAGGUCGUCUACGACCCUUCGCACGACAACAAGAAGGUCGCUGUGAUCUCAGGAGGCGGUGCCGGCCACGAGCCCGCUCAGGCAGGCUUCGUCGGCAAGGGCAUGUUGGCCGCUUGUAUUUCUGGUGACAUUUUUGCUUCACCCUCAGCUGCCCAAAUCUGCUCUGGUAUUGACCUGAUUAAUCACGAUGCUGGUGUGGUCAUGGUUGUUAACAACUACACUGGUGAUUGCCUCCACUUUGGUCUAGCUGCCGAGAAGGCUCGUGCUGCUAUGGCAUACGCUGACAAGCAAGGCGGUGGCGUUGAGGCGGUAAUUGUGGCUGAUGAUGUCGCCGUCGGCCGAAAGCGCGGCGGUCUCGUUGGCCGACGAGGUCUGGCAGGUAACAUCUUUACUUGCAAGAUUCUCGGUGCGGCGUCGGACAAGGGCAUGGAUGUCAAGCGGAUCGGCGAGCUCGGUCGCAACUUGAUGGACAACAUGGUCUCGAUCGGCACAUCGCUCGACCACUGCCACGUCCCAGGUCGUCCCAAAGGUGCAGAGGAACGUGGCGCCCUCGCCGAAGACGCAGCCGAGCUUGGAAUGGGUAUUCACAACGAGCCCGGUUUUAAGCACAUGGACAAGAAGCCAGAACCUGAGGCGCUGCUCGGUGAGAUGCUCGACCUGCUCCUCGACCCCAACGACGCUGAUCGAGCAUACACUCCUUUCGACAAGGAUGACGCACCCGUUCUGUUUGUGAACAACCUCGGUGGCAUGAGCCAGCUCGAGAUGAACGCUAUCGUCGAUCUCACCAUCGAGUUGCUCGAGAACAAGUGGAACCUGCAUCCUUGUCGUGUCCUCUGCGGUCCUUACAUGACCUCGCUCAAUGCCCCUGGCUUUGGUGUCUCGCUCAUCAACCAGAAACGAUUCCAGAAAAACACCGGGCAGGAUUUGCUCGAGCUUCUCGAUUAUCCUACCACCGCCUACUCGUGGCUAGGUGUGCAGCAUGGCUGGGGUGGCACAAGCGGCCACCCACGUGACCGCCUUGCCGAGGAGAAAGAAGCUGCUGACCAUCUCCAGACCGUUCGUAAGGCUGGUGGCUCGGUCAGUGGUCUCGCCGACCCUGGAGCGUCGUCCAAUGGACCUGCCAAUCCUGAUCCGGAGCUGGUUAAGAAGGCCAUCAUCUCUGCAUGUAACGCCACCGUCGAGAUUGAGCCUGUUUUGACGCGCUACGACACCAUCGUCGGUGACGGUGACUGCGGCGAGACGCUUGCCCAGGCCGGUAGUGAAGUCAAGAAGGCCCUCGAAAAGGGCGAGAUUCCCCUGGACAAUGCUGCUGGCACCCUCAUCGCCAUUGGUGAGGUGCUCGAGUAUGCUAUGGGUGGUACUUCGGGUGCCAUCUAUGCACUCUUCUUCGCUGGUCUUGUGCAGUCCCUGUUGUCGAACCCCAAGGGUACGCAGGCAGAUGCGAAGGUGUGGGGCAAGGCUGCGCUGGAUGCGCUCGAGAACCUGGGUCGUUACACCCCUGCUCGCCCCGGUGACCGAACACUGGUGGAUGCUCUUGACCCCUUCUGCCGCGCUCUAGGUGCAGGCAAGUCGCUCGCCGAAGCUGUCGAUGCAUCCAAGGUGGGUGCUGAGAAGACGCAGGCCAUGACGCCACGUCUUGGACGAGCCACGUAUGUGGGCAGCAAGGACCAGGGCGAGAUGCCCCCUGACCCGGGUGCAUGGGGUGUCUGGGCGCUCACUGAUGGUCUUCGAAAAGGUCUUGGUCAGUAG
Messenger RNA from Mycosarcoma maydis (corn smut), 1851 nucleotides. Its product is annotated as putative dihydroxyacetone kinase. Gene Ontology annotation, molecular function: glycerone kinase activity; ATP binding. The transcript is spliced from 2 exons. The record is from RefSeq and is a predicted model, not a curated record. Lineage: Eukaryota; Fungi; Basidiomycota; Ustilaginomycetes; Ustilaginales. Gene Ontology annotation, biological process: glycerol catabolic process. Gene Ontology annotation, cellular component: cytosol. Bases 1 to 1851 code for a protein of 616 amino acids.